Molecule: messenger RNA, 1080 nt
Organism: Lactuca sativa (garden lettuce)
Lineage: Eukaryota; Viridiplantae; Streptophyta; Magnoliopsida; Asterales; Asteraceae
Product: vignain
Biological process (GO): proteolysis
Molecular function (GO): cysteine-type peptidase activity
Source: RefSeq, a predicted model, not a curated record
AUGGAUUCUAGGAAGUUGAUUUUAGUUUCUGUUACAUUGGUAUGGUGUUUAGGGGUAGUUGUGCAGGGCUUCACAUAUGACGAUAAAGAGGUUGAAACGGUGGAGAGUAGGUCGGCUUUGUUUGAGAGGUGGAGGAGCCACCACAAUUUGGAAAGUAUAAGCGUGGAAGCCAAAAGGAAGCAGUACAACAACUUCUUAGCUACCCUGGAAACUGUUCAGGCAUCAAACAAGGCGAAGAAGUCAUAUAAGUUAGGGUUGAACAAGUUUUCCGGCAUGAGUAAGGAGGAGUUUAGGAGCCAGUAUACCGGACUGAAGCUUCCACUUUUCCGGCAGACCGAUCCCGAGCCUUUCAUGUAUCGUAAUUUCACUGAUAUCCCUCCCAAAAUUGAUUGGAAAGCCAAUGGUGCCCUCGGCAGAGUCAGGAAUCAACAAGGUUGCGGAUCAUGCGCACAGUUUGCUGCCUCGGAAGCACUUGAUGGAUUAAACUUCAUAAAAACGAAGAAUCUAGUAGAAGUAUCACCAAAAGAACUUCUCGACUGUGGUAAUGUCGGAGGAUGUUCAGGAUCGUUUUUUACAGCCUGUUACGAUUACGUUGCAAAGAAUGGAGGUAUAACAACCGAUAAGAACUAUCCAUACAAACCUGUACAGGAGCCUUGCAACCACCAAAAGGAAAAAGAUAUUGUAGUAGAAGUUCAUGGAUAUGAAAAUAUCCCUGCGCCAGGUACUGAGGAGAAUCUUCUUAAAAUAAUUUCAAACCAGCCUGCCUCUUGUGGCAUGUACUGGAACGAUGAGAUCGCAAGUUAUAAAGAGGGGGUUUAUGAGGGAUCGUGUGGGCCAAUACCAAUUCAUGCUGUAGCAGUGGUUGGAUUUGAUGAAACCCCUGAUGGACAAAAGUAUUGGUUAAUUAAGAACUCUUGGGGACCAGAUUGGGGAGAUAAAGGAUACAUGAAACUUAUACGUGGCAAGGGUGGGGAGGGACACUGCGGCAUAGCACAUUGGUGUGCUUAUCCUACUUUUGACGACACCGGUGGAUCACAUAAAGAGAAGGGUCCAAUGGUACACAGUAGUCACGAACUCUAG